Neoarius graeffei (lesser salmon catfish) is the source of this 3110-nucleotide messenger RNA. RefSeq names its product ARB2 cotranscriptional regulator A (gene arb2a). The record is from RefSeq and is a predicted model, not a curated record. The transcript is spliced from 11 exons. Bases 106 to 1425 code for a protein of 439 amino acids. NCBI's taxonomy places the organism in Eukaryota, Metazoa, Chordata, Actinopteri, Siluriformes, Ariidae. Gene Ontology annotation, biological process: regulatory ncRNA-mediated heterochromatin formation. Gene Ontology annotation, molecular function: siRNA binding. Gene Ontology annotation, cellular component: nucleus.
CGUCACUUCCGGUUUGGGAUAACAAGGAAGCAGAGGCUGUUUGAAACCUCAGCAGUGCUUGCUGACAUGGCUACACCACUGUGAGCUGCCUGAAGCGGAUGGUCCAUGCUCGUCAAAGCUGAUUUGGUUGUAUUUUAUUUGGUGUGGAUAACUAUGGCCCAGCUCUUGGCACAAGAUGAAAAGGAAAAUGCUGCACUAAAAGAUUUGCUAUCCAAGAUUGAUCUAGAUGAGCUGAUGAAGAAAGACGAACCUCCGCUCAUCUUCCCCAAGACUUUGGAGGAGUUUGAAUAUGCUUUUAAUGAGUAUGGCCAGCUACGACACACAAAAACCGGAGAGCCGUUCGUCUUCAACUGCAAGGAGGAUAUGCACAGGUGGAACCAAAAAAGAUACGAGGCGCUGGGAGAGAUCAUCACGCAAUAUGUUUAUGAGCUCCUGGAGAAGGACUGCAAGCUGAAGAAAGAGAUGCUCCCAGUGGAUGCAACAGAAAGCGAACCAAAGAGCUUCAUCUACAUGAGCGAGGACGCGCUGACGAACCCGGACAAGCUGCUGGUGCUGAUCCAGGGCAGCGGCGUGGUGCGAGCAGGCCAGUGGGCUCGACGCCUCAUCAUUAACGAGGACCUGGACAGCGGCACACAGAUCCCUUUCAUCAGCAAGGCCAUGCAGGAGGGCUACGGCGUGAUCGUGCUGAACCCCAACGAGAACGUGCUUGAAGUGGAGAAGGUCGGAGAUCCAUCUGCGGACACAUGGGACGAACCGGCAGAGAAACGCGAGCGUAAGGAGGAGUGUGAGGAAAAGAAAAAGAAAGACGGGUACGAGAAGUACCGCAACCCACAGAAGGAGCGCGAAACGAAGCGCAUCCCGAUCCGGGAAAACAGUUCAUCCGAGGAGCACACACUUUAUGUGUGGGACCACUUCAUUUCCAGAUCUCACGCCAAAAACAUCUUCGUGGUUGCUCACAGCUAUGGAGGGCUGUCUUUCGUGGAGCUGAUGAUCCAAAGAGAAGAUGAAGUGAUGUCACGUGUACGUGCAGUGGCCAUGACUGACUCAGUUCACAACGUGUGGCACCAAGAAGCCAGCAGAUCCAUCAGAGUGUGGCUGAAAGAGCGAUGCUGUAACUGGGUGUCGAGUCCUGAGCCGUUGGAUACCCCAGUGGACUCAUUGCUCCCUGAUUGUCGUCGCCGCUCAGCAGGCACUGAGAGGCAUGAGCUGACCUCAUGGAACAGCUUCAAGUCCAUCUUCCGAUUCUUCAACGAGCAUCUCCAGGCACAAAUGGAGGCGGAUAGGGACGAGGGCAACGUGGAGGAGCAGAAGGAGGAGCAAAAAGAAGAGCAGAGGGAGGAGCUGCAGGAGGAGCAGAAGGAGGAAGAGGAAGAUGGCUCUGCCGCAUUGACUACACAAAAACACGCCAAACACGAGGAUUUAUAGAAAACUCUGAAAUAGCGUCAGACCGCUCCCUAUUGAAUAUUUUGCUUUUAAUGCUUUUAAAGGAUAGUCCUGUCUGAUGUCUUAUUCGGGCGCAGAAUAGCGUUUUGCAUUACACAACUAUCAAAGCAAUAUAUACUGCUUGUGCCUCCCCUGAGCUACUGUGUGGGUUUGGUGGCCUUAUUAAGGCUGUCAGGUGACAUUGCACAGUACCUCAAAGUGUCCUGACAUUGCUCGAACCUCACCUAAUACACACACACACACACGCGCGCGCACAGGUUUAAUCCACAGGUCAUUUAGCCCACUUUAGCCCUGAACAGCUGUUGGUUUUGUUUGUUUUUUGGGGGGUUUUCCCCGUUCAGUUUUAUCCAGUUUUACAUUGACGGGGGCGCUGGCUUGUCUAAGAAAUGUCAUCCUUUCCAUUCUGGAUUUGUGUGCAUCAGCAUUACAGCACUAAAACAACUUGCAUUUUGUAGAUAUUUGCUUUUGAAUGUCCACAUUAGACAGGUUUUUUCCUCACCAUCUUCCUCUGAAAGAAGCAAAUCUUGAAUACCAGGUAAUAAUUUACAUAACUUCCUAACAAUUCAUAUAUUCUUUACAUUCAUACUUACAUCAUCAGGAUGAAAUACAAGUAUAGUAUUUCAUCGAAAAUGACUUAAAAUCACAUAUCAAGAAUGAUUUUUAGCCGUAUCUUCUUUUAAGCCAUUUUGGAAGUUUUGUAUAUCUGACCUUUCCCAUGCGUGAGCAAAAGGAGGGUUAAGAAUGUCUAAAUCAUAAAAGCAGUUCAUUUAAAUGUUUGUCUUUUGAAAGUGACGUGCGGUGUUUUUGUUUUGUUUUUUUCAUACAUGCCUGGUAAGUCUCACAAUUUAGCAUCACACUGACAUCCACUGCUUCUGCUAAAGCACAUAAUGUCACUUUCUUAGCAUAAACAAAAGACAAACAGAACAAUGUGGUAUUAGUCAAGGCUUAAGCUGUCGCUCAGACGUGACAGCACGUCACCCUGCUUUAACUAAAACUUUGCCACGUUUUUAUCUUUCAAGCACAAUUUACAUAUUUUAACAAAUUUGUUCAAAUUACCAACUUUUAGCCAAAAUAAAAGUGUGAUGCGGGGAUAUAUUGAGAUCAACGUUUUAAAACCUAGACUGCUUUUAGGGUUUUAUUGCCAAGAUUAUUAGGCUAGUAUUAAAAUUGCAAGUGGUUGUGUAUUGCAGCUAAAUUGGAAAGUAAAAGCUGUGGGAUGUGAGUACUGCUGCCUUAAAAUAAACAAGACAUUUUUCUUUCUUAAUACAUUCAACUAAGCCAUCAGCUGAUUAUAGGCAAGAAGUGCAACCUUAAACCAAAAUCAGACUGCAAGUCAUGAAUCUUUGCCAAGAGUGAUUUCAUUUUGUCAAAUCCUGUUUUCUUUCAAUGGAUUUAUUGCAGAAAAAAAAUUUACAUUCAUCUUGUAAUUUUUUUUUUCUGCCUUUGUCUUGUCCUUUUAUUUUUUAUAUCACAAUGAAUCGAAGUAGUUUCCAAAUCGUUGUCCAGCUUCGACGUGUGUAAUGUAUAAACGUCAUUUCCGCCUUCCCCUUAUUUGUUCAUUAUAGAGACUGGAGUCACUUUUUUUUUUUUUUGCCAAGUUCUUUUCUCUUCAUUUUUAAUCUCCCUGCAGCAACUUGCCUUUGCAAAAUAAACGCUUUUUAACAGUC